GCUCCGAGAAAAUGUCAUUUGUAACCCCUAAACGAGCAAUUUUUCGAUUUUGUCAAACUUUGGAGGAUCAUAACUUUGUGCUCCGCAAUCCGAACGUCGCAAAGUUUUUUUUUAUUUUGCAUAACUUUUUGAGUACUACAACAUUUACAAGGAAUAAAUUUUCAAAAUAUGAAUAGUUUUUAAUAUAAGGGGUUUUGGGAGUAACUUUAACUUUAAUUUUCACAUUUUCACAUAUAUUCUGAAAAUAUUUCUAUUAUAAAAGUUGUAGUCCUUGAAAAGUUAUGCAAAAUAAAAAAAAAGUUUGCUACGAUCGGAUAACCGAGCACAAAGUUAAGGUGGUUGGAAAUUUCAAAGGAGUGGUUCGAGUUCUGGUUCGAGGCUUAUAUCAUCGAUCUACGAGUAGAUCGAGUCUCCUACACUCGAACCGGUUAGUAGUUCGAGUUUCUCAAACUCGAACCACUCCAAACUUAGGUAUUUUGGGAAAUUUUUUUAAAAGUGUGGUAGUUUAGGAAUUUGCUUUAGUUUUAUGUGUAUUUAGGGAAUUAAUCCUAAAGAGCUUUCCUACAAUCAAGGGAAGGGAAGGGAAUGAAUGGAAAUCUUUUCAAAGUUGAAAGCUAAAGUUGUGCUCUUCGCCAUACAUAUCGCUGCAACUCUAGUUUUCUUCCCAAUCCUUGUGAGCGAGGGUAUGGCAUCUCCGUACAACCCAGAAAGAGUCGAUAGAGGUGGCAAGGAGAAAGAUCACGAGGAUGAAGUCAUGGAUAGAUCAGUUGAUGAGGAACUUAGCAUCACAACUGUGAAGGUUGGGUAUCUCAUGAAGCAUUCUCGUCAACAAGAUUUUGCUAAGAGAGGCAAUUUUGCAUGAAGCAACAGAUGAAAUCAUCUCCGUUGACUUACGUGACUCCACAGAAUCAUCAAAUGCUAUCACUUACACAAAAGGAGUGCAAGAAUUAAAAAGGUAACUUAAUAGACUGUGAGGAUAAUUUGAGUAGUUCAAAUGCGAUGCCUUGUAGUUUUCCUAGAUGGCUUCUCCAUCGGAAUCAUGAUAUGGCUUCAGAAUCUUUGGUUGGCUGUUACCUUAUUGGCCAUCAUGCAAAUUCCUUCUGACUUUGAACUGGCAUCGAUUUAUACUCUUUGUUCUGCUUCUGUUUUGCAAACAUUUCGUGAUCAAUAUCGAUGCUCUGAUACUGACUACUCUCUGAAAGUUGUUCAUCAUUUCAGAUAUAUGGAGCAGCAUGCUGAAUGCUGUGUAAUUGAUCCACUUGAUAAAAUAUAUCCUGUUGUGGAUCGACUGAAAAUACAACAAAUUCUGAAUGGGUUGGAGGAUCUUAACAAAGGACGCUGCUGCACCAUCAGAGGGCCCAAUUUCCUAAAGGUGUUUUGAUUGAAAAUGGUAUCUAUUUGAUGCAGUAAAAUGGAAACUGAUAUCUUGUAAAUCAAUAAUGGAGAGAAGUUCUGAGGUUAGUAUGAAUUGAGUUCAAAUGUACAGGUUGAUGACUUCAAUGACCCCGAGAUGGAUCAAAGGCUAUCUGCUACGAAACUAUCCUUCCCAAGUAUAGUGAAACCCCAAGUUGCUUGUGGUGUUGCUGAUGCUCAUAGCAUGGUAAGAGUUGUCUCCUCAUAUUUUUAUUGCUGGUUUAUACAAUGUUGGUCAAGUAUCUUCGACUAGAAGUUGUGAUUGUUAUCUAAUUUACUGUAUGGAAAUUAGAUACUAUAAUUUCCUUUUUAUAUUUUCCUGGAUCUUACGAUACUCUUGGUCUGGAUUGCACGCUUAUCAUCUUAUUUGAAGAUGUCUUCAUCGCUUAUAAGGUUAUAUCUUAUUCUGGUAAAGGCACCAGAGAUCCCAACGUGCUGUUCAUUAUCCAAGUUUAUUUUGGUUGAAACAAUGACUGCUCUAGGAUGUUGGUGGCUCCAUUUCUCAAAUUUAACAGCAUCAUUCUUAUCAAUAUAAUUUCCAUGUCCAGGCGAUUGUCUUUAAAUCUGAAGAUUUUAAGAACCUAAGUGUUCCUCUACCAGCAGUUGCUCAGGCAAGUAUGGACAUUCUAGCUGCUUUUGUUAUGUAAAUAUUUUUUGGUUCUAAACUCUGAUUGAUACUUCUUAGUCACAAGACUUAAGCAGUUUAAAUUUAAUUAUAUUCGACUCUUGUUCGUAAAGUGACCUACUAACUGUAGUUUAUAAUGUGAUAGUCUUGGAUUUUUAUCACUUGAGUGUGCUAUUGAUUAACUGUAUCAUAGUGCUUGCCAUUUUAGCAAGUUAUAAAUGAUUGGUUUAGCG
Messenger RNA from Linum trigynum, 2271 nucleotides. NCBI's taxonomy places the organism in Eukaryota, Viridiplantae, Streptophyta, Magnoliopsida, Malpighiales, Linaceae. The record is from the annotation of a GenBank genome assembly.